Molecule: messenger RNA, 1974 nt
Organism: Toxorhynchites rutilus septentrionalis
Lineage: Eukaryota; Metazoa; Arthropoda; Insecta; Diptera; Culicidae
Gene: Ctns
Product: cystinosin homolog
Exons: 6
Coding region: 362-1576 (404 amino acids)
Biological process (GO): L-cystine transport
Cellular component (GO): lysosomal membrane
Molecular function (GO): L-cystine transmembrane transporter activity
Source: RefSeq, a predicted model, not a curated record
UCAUUAUUUACGUCUGCAGCCAAACAAAAAUACGCCUCAACUGUUUACCGUUCAGUAGGGGUUCAGUGGGUAUCGGCACGAAAUACUCGGCGCGGGUUUAUGGGGAAAAUCUGUACUAUUUAAAAUAAUUGAUUGAUCAAUUGUUUCGGCUCAUCCGCGAUUACUUUUGCGGGAACAAGAGUAAAGUGAUUCAACGAUACGCAUUAAAUGCAGCAAUACGUGAUAGUGCUUGUGGUGUGUUAAGUCGAAUAUGUGCAAAGUUUGGGAAGUUCUAGGAUCGUAAGAGCAGCCUGGGGUAUCCAUCUCAGUCCGAACCUCAAUUUCCAACGAGUCUCACGGACGGAGCAACAAGAGCCAUAAAAUGCAGCCACUCAUUGGAAAAUGCAUUGCGAUAACUCUCCUAUCGGCAGUAUUAUUGACCGCCGGUACUUGCGGUCAGACCACAAUCGGUGCCAGCGUGGUGCUGGAUCCCCAGGAUGUCACCAUCCUGGUGCAUCAGACCAAAGAAAUCCUGGUCCGCUUUCGGGGCCGGUUAACACAGGCUGCACAGUUCAAUUUCACUAGGGAUCACGACCGGUUCCUGAGCGUAUCACCAGCAGACAUUCCAAUCGACGCGCCUCCGGACGGAUUCAUCGACAAAGCAAUACCGGUGCGCUUGCAGGCACUCUCUCCGGGUCAGUUUGACCUGAACGGGAGAGUCUUUCCAGCGGGAUUAAUCGACGAUGCGAAGGCCUUUAUCCGGGUCACCAUCGCGAACUCAGACACGAUUAUCUACGUGGCGAUCGUGAUUGGAUGGAUUUACUUUGUCGCGUGGACAGUUUCCUUCUGGCCCCAGAUGAUCAUCAACUUUAGGCGUAAAAGUGUGGUCGGCUUGUCGUUCGAUUUCCUGACGCUGAACAUGCUGGGGCACACCUUGUACGCGAUUUUCAACUGCGCAUUGUACUGGAACGAUCGCAUCGAACAGGAGUACUUCAACCGAAAUCCCCACGGAUUGAACCCGGUUAUAGCUAACGAUGUGGCAUUCUCACUGCACGCUUCGUUGGCCACAUUCCUGACGGUGGUUCAGUGCUUCAUUUACGAGAGAGGGGAGCAACGAGUAUCGUAUGUCGCCCAAGGAAUUCUGGGAAUCUUCGCAGUCGUUAUCGUCGUUUCAGGGGUCCUAGUAGGUACGAACACCUGGCACUGGUUGGAUUUCUUAUAUGUGCUGAGCUACAUUAAGCUAGCAAUUACCCUUAUCAAGUAUGUUCCGCAAGCAGUUUUGAACUUCAGGCGGAAGAGUACAGUUGGCUGGAGCAUUGAGAACAUCUUGCUCGACUUUACGGGCGGUAUGCUUAGCAUGCUUCAGAUGUUGCUCAAUGCGUACAACUACGACGAUUGGGCGUCCAUAUUUGGGGAUCCAACCAAAUUUGGUCUGGGGCUGUUCUCCGUCCUGUUCGACAUUGUUUUCAUCGUGCAACACUACGUAUUGUAUAAGGAUCGCUUGGACGAGCCGAAAACCCUCGAAGAAGAUUCCAGUAACAGCGCAGCGACAGCUGAAACCGGCAUCGGUACUGGCAGUAAGAUAAGCCUACCCUAAGGACUCGUUCCGGUCGUCCUCGGGUGCCGAGCUAUCUCAUCGAUGAUGUGCGGUGGUGUGCCAUAUGUUUUAGUCUGGCUUCGCCGAUUACUCCUUCGUACCUGCCGAGGUUGGUACAAACUCCUACAGGAACUCUCCCGUUCGCGCCUCCUACCGUAACGUAGCUGCUGCAGGUGUAUUGUAGAGCUGCCUCAUCUAGAAAAAAAGUUUUUGUUUAGUUUGUAGGGCGUGUAAAAAAAAUCUCGAGAUCGGUUCAACGUUUUCUUUGUCCCUGGAAUACGGGUAGAUUGUCUUCUAGGAAUGACCAAGAAGAAUUUUCUAGACUUAGUUAGGCGAACGUUUAUAGUAUAUAAUGUUUUAUUUCUUCUGUAUUUUACAAUAAAUUACUUCUUUUUAUG